AUGUGCGUUUCGCCGGACGGCGUGCACGUGCUUCUGAUCGGCAACGAGGGAUCUUUGUUCCGCGUGGAUCUGCGGAGUCGCCGCUGCGAAACGGUGCGCCAAUUGGCUUCGCCGGUGUGCGACGCCAGUUUCUACGAUCGAGAAACCUGUUAUAUCUUAACAAAGGACAGUAUGAUCUUCGAAUUCGACGUGACGACAUGCACGGUGCGGCACGUGUACCGCGAUAAGGACUUGUUUGGCGGGAUUGUGCUGUGCGUGAACGGAAAUUUCAUGGCGAUCGGGGACGCUACGGGCGUGCUGAGCGUGUAUGAAACGCCCACGGAGCGGACGACGAAGGCGGGAGCGGAGAAUUCGCGGGAAAUCGUGGCGUUGAAGGCAGUGAAGAAUUUGGUAACCGCGGUUUCGAGCGUGGCGAUCAACAACGACAACUCGCUGCUGGUGUACGCGAGCCGAGAGAAGCAGACGCAGAUCCGCGCGGUGCAUCUGGGGACGCGGAGCGUGUUCACGAACUGGCCAACGAAGCGGGAAAACUUGGGAGGCGUGACGACGGUGGCGAUGAGCGGAGACAAUCGUGGAAACGGGGAAGAGGAGUGA
This is a messenger RNA of Blastocystis hominis, 594 nucleotides long. RefSeq lists its product as hypothetical. NCBI's taxonomy places the organism in Eukaryota, Bigyra, Opalinata, Blastocystidae. The transcript has 3 exons. Gene Ontology annotation, biological process: rRNA processing. Gene Ontology annotation, molecular function: protein binding. The record is from RefSeq and is a predicted model, not a curated record. The coding region runs from base 1 to 594 and encodes 197 amino acids. Gene Ontology annotation, cellular component: small-subunit processome; Pwp2p-containing subcomplex of 90S preribosome.